AAUUUUCCACAUUCUGAGACUGAGUUUUAUUGUGUGUGUCAGGGUGUGUGUGAAAAAUAAGUCCUACAUUAUGAUUUUCUUGUUUCGUAACAGUCAUCAACAUAGCUGAUCUGAAAUUUUUUUUCCCAUAUUUUUUUCAAGUAAACGAAGUGCGGUUUCCUUUUUUUUUUUUUGUUUCCCAUCAGUUCCAUAGUUCAAACCAUCCAACACCUCAUUAACCCAUCUAAACUUUCGAACUAUUUACUUGUAUCCCUCCCUCUUGGCCCAACUAAAACAAAUUGUCUCUCUCUUAAGUUACGUAUCUCGUGAAUCUACAAAGGGAUUGAUAGAAUUUUGUGGGUAGAUAGAAGAAGGGCCUUCAAUGCUGGGAGACCACAGAUCCAUGAUGAAGCACAAAUUGGCUGCUUAAUUGUGUUUGAUUUGUUGGAUUAGGCACAAGUAGGGCUUCAAUUUUGGGUUCAGUCUGAAACUGGUGGCGCCUUAUUGUGUGGAUUGCCUCACUGUCGUUGUGGGUAAGAGGAAGAAGAAGGGUAAUAUUACUGUCCCAAAUGCGAGGGAGGUGAUGUGCCAAAGCUCCAAAGCUCUAAACCACAGGAAAGUAAUCUAUACUUUGCCCAACCCCCAAUUCUCAGCCCUUGACCACGUCAGCCCUGUGGUGUUAACUUUCUAUAUGAGCACCUUGGGCAUAACAAAUUUUAUCGCAAGGGUAUGUUUUGAUGUCCAGAAUCUAGAGGAGGAAUAGGAAUAUUAUCAGCAAUCAAAUUCCCGGAAUCAUAGGAAUGUGGCAUCGCAUCCUAUUCCUUCUAAAAAUACAAUCAAGAAGUGUAUUUUGCUGUCUCACGUUAGAAUUUGAAAAUUUUCUAAUGAGAUUAUAUUUUUUGUUAAUUACUAUUUUAUUUGUAUAUCUAACAGAUUUUUCAAAUGUCAAAUCACCUUUUUUUAGUAGGAUUUGAUAUUCAAAGGAUGCAAUGUGAAGAGACGUAAUGUUUGAGUUAUCUUCCCAAAGUUACCCAACCAUCUAAUUUUUUCCUAUAUGGUAUAUGUGGGCCUCUGGAUCACCGUUUAGUACACCUCUCGGGUGAUUCGGGUAAGAUGGUUAGAGCCUAGCAUCUUCACCUAACCUGCACAAGGAAGCACAGCUAAAGAACCACACCGGAGGGGCAUGUACCUUCUAGGGUUAGCUUUGCUUUCCUUUUAUAGAGGAUCCUUGCUAGCUCUCCAAGUACGUGCGCGUGCCUCGCACGCAUGGUAACUACCUCGGGUGAUGUCACAAAUGACACACCCGUAGGGUUGCUAUUGGAUAGGAACGGGAGCUGUCAACCACGUGCACAUGUGCCUGGCUCACGCUUUAAUCACCUUGGCUGAUGUCACGAUAAGUCGAUUAGGGGCAAGGUGGUUAAGAUCACGUGGAUGAGCUGGCAUAAUGUUCAUUGCCGAGCCUAGUUUCCAAACACUAGCUUCACUUGGCGCAGACCAGCACUUGCCUUCGUCAGCCCAGCAAUCCUCAACCGCCGGACCAAGCACUAACGCUGCCGACCCAAGAUACUGAGCCUAAAAGCUCACUCAUGGGUUCAGCCAUUCUGGAUAGAAGAUGAACUUGAGCUCGGCCAUCCUGCCAAGCACACAGCGGGUGUCCGAACUGUUAUGUUCGGCCCACUACAGCAUAUAGCAAGCCUUGCCUCUGAACCUUUUCCCCCGUAUGGAGCCAGCAUCACAAUUUUUGUAUGGCAUGAGUGUAUUCUCUUUAAGAGCAACCAUGGGGACGAUGAGCGGACCAAGUCCUGGAAUUCUUCCCGAAAAACUCACAGAAGAUAAUUAUGAAUAUUGGAAAGUAAGUGUGAGAAGGUACUUGAUUGGUUUAGGCCUUUGGGAUGUUGUAUCUGGGACGAAAGCUCAACCAGCGAAAGAUGCGGAUGAUUAUGAGGAUUGGGAAAGGAAGAAUGCGUUGGCUUUAGUUGUCAUUCAACAAUCAUACGGGACACAGGUAUAUUAUAACUUCAGGAAUUCUAUAACUGCCAAAGACGCAUGGGAUUCAUGGAAACCCAUGACUCAACAGCAGUGGGGACCAUCACAAUUAACACAACCAGAUGACAAUGAAGCGACACUAGAAGCCAAUGAGGAUACUGAUUUCCUUUGCUACGCGGCGAUUUAUAAAGCAGUUGGAAGUGGCAAUUGGAAAACCACAAUUCAUUUACUUGAUCAGGAACCCAACACUGUUGGCCUGAAAAUUUCAGCCAAUGGGGAUACUGCUCUUCAUGUUGCGAUUCUGGCUGGACAUGUACAGAUUGCUGAGGAAUUGGUGAAGUUAAUGUCAGCAAAGGACUUGGAAAUGACAAAUGAAUACGGGGAUACAGCCCUCUCUCUUGCUGCCAUCAGUGGAGUCACAAAAUUAGCCAAGUUAAUAGUGGACAAGAAUCCCAAGUUGGUUACCAGAAGAACUGAUCAAAGUGCUGACGGUCAUGUCCCCGUUAUUGUGGCUUCUCUAUAUGGCCACAAAGAUAUGGUACAUUACCUCUAUGAUGUAACUCCCAUUGGUGAGCUCAGUGGCAAGGAUGGUGCUACGCUGCUGAAUUGCCUCAUCACUGCUGAUAUGUAUGACGUGGCUUCACAUCUACUGGAACAGUACCCACAAUUGGGUCUCACAAAAGAUCAUCAUGGAGAUUACGCCCUCGGAAUAUUGGCUAAAAAACCAUCUGCAUUCCCAAGUGGCUGUAAACUUUCGUACUGGAAAAGAUGGAUCUACUCAAGUAUCAGUGUAGAUUCGUUACAAAGGGUUCUUAAACAUGGGGGUGGGCCCUUUCAUGGACCAACUGAUGAAGAGAAUCCAGCAAGACCCAGGCACGAGCUGAAUGCUAGAGGAAAUAUAAUUGACAAAGUACUAAGCCAGGUCCGAAAGCUGAUAUCUGGCUUUUUAAAAAACUUUGUUCCAGAUAUAUAUGACGAAAAGUUGACACAUCAUGAAGCCCUAAAAACUCUCAGGUGCAUUUGUAAGGAGAUUUUUAAACUGAGUGAGUCACAACUUAAUGAUAUCGGUAUGGAUGUAAUAAUCCACGACGCCAUUCAGCAUGGGAUCUUAGAGUUCAUUAUCGAAGUAACCAACCAAGAUCCUUCAGUCAUAUGGAGGAAGAAAGAUUCAAUGAUAUGGAGAAAAUGUGUUAAAGGUAGAACAAUCUUUUCACUUGCAAUUGUGCUGCGCCAAGAAAAAAUUUUUAGCCUUAUACAUGGACUGGGAAUAAUGAAGAGCAUUAUGGCAUGUGAGCGCGAUGUAUUUUCAAACAACUUUUUGCAUCUAGCUGCAAAGUUGUCUCCUCCUUCUCAACUUGAACGCGUCUCUGGUGCAGCCCUACAAAUGCAAAGGGAACUACAAUGGUUUAAGGAGGUGGAGAGUCUGGUGCAACCCAAGUGCAAAGAAGAAGUCAAUUUUGCCAACAAAACACCUAGUGCUCUGUUUACCGAGGAACACAAAGAGUUGGCAAACGCGGGAGAAAGUUGGAUGAAGAGCACUGCAGCAUCAGGCAUGGUUGUCGGCACCCUCAUUGCCGCCCUUAUGUUUUCAACGUCUUUCACAGUUCCUGGAGGUACUAAUGAAAAGACGGGCCUGCCUGUGUUUCUCAACCGCAACGGAUUUGUGAUUUUUAUCGUGGCAAAUGCAUUAUCAAUGUUCUCAUCCUCCACCUCGGUGUUGAUGUUCUUAGGCAUUCUCACUGCUCGCUAUGCAGAAAACGAUUUCUUCCGUUCUUUGCCAACAAAAUUGAUUGUCGGUCUUUCUUCCCUUUUCUUGUCCAUAGUAACCAUGAUGAUAGCCUUCGGAGCUGCAAUGAUUACUACCCUCCACGAACGGUUAACUUGGGCCACCAUUCCAAUCAUCGUUCUUUGCGUCAUACCUGCUACUCUAUUUUGUCUACUGCAGUUUCCCCUCCUCCUUGAGAUGUUCUAUUUCACAUACGUAUCCAGCAUCUUCGGCCAAAAAAAUCCCCUUCUACUUCAUCGAAGGGGUUGACGUGAAAUCUCUAUACUUUUGCAAAUAUCGAAUUUCUAUUGAACUAGUUAUUGGAAGCUGUAAUAUUUGUUGUGAUUCUCCCAAGCUUUAUAUGCUUGUUAUUGGUGAGUGCUUCAAUAUGGCCAACAGUAUAGUGUAAUUGUGUUUAUAAAAGCUGUAUGAUCUUUUGUACGUA
Messenger RNA from Rhododendron vialii, 4175 nucleotides. RefSeq lists its product as uncharacterized. NCBI's taxonomy places the organism in Eukaryota, Viridiplantae, Streptophyta, Magnoliopsida, Ericales, Ericaceae. The transcript is spliced from 8 exons. The record is from RefSeq and is a predicted model, not a curated record. Gene Ontology annotation, molecular function: protein binding. The coding region runs from base 1700 to 4000 and encodes 766 amino acids.